UAAUAUGUAAAAACAAACCUUAGUACGGCUUCAGAGUUGUUGCAAUUAAGGUGUUUUGAUAAACUGAAUAAAUAAAUAUUCAGUGACGAGGUGGUUGUAUUUUAACGAUGAAGUUCUACAUAUUGGCACUUGUCCUGGCAGUUGCUGAUGCCGGUUUAAUUUUUGGUGAUACAAAUUGUGUGAUCAUUCACAAUGUGAACUUCGAAAAAGAAAUCCUCAAAAGUGAUGUUCAGAGUCCAUACCAACUUGCCAUCGAUCAUGAUACUAAUACUUUGUUCUUCAGCUACACUGCAAGGACUGACGAAAUGUUCAAAAUUGCUUACCUGAGUCUGAAGACUGGUGAUUUCGGUAUCGUUUCUGGUAUCCACGGGGGCUUUGCAACCGCAAUAGACAGAAUGAGCCACGUUAUUUACAUGGGAGGUGAUGAUGGCAUAUAUAGAUUUGAUUACGACAACAAGGAUGCCACUAAUCUGCAUAUCAACGAAAACUCAAAUAUAUGGCAAAUGUUUUACAAAAAUGCGCUGUAUUUCACUACAUACCCCGAAGAGAAGGCAUAUGUUUACAAAUCAAAGAAACUCUACGAAAUUGCUGAUUUACUAAACGUCAAAGUGAUGCUGAUUGCUGUGAAUAGACAGGACAAUUUGGUGUACACUAAUUCUUCUGGAGUGUUUUUGUAUAGCAAAACUGAUGGAAGCACUAUCCAGCUUAACAAUGGUGUUGCCAAUGGAAUCACAGCUGAUAUUGAAGGUAACUUAUACUUCUCAACUGCAAGCGCUAUUUAUUCAAUCGAUGACAAAACAAAUGCCGUUGAAAGAUUAGCUCGACUGGAAAAUACUUAUGGCAUGGCUAUAGAUAACGCUGGAAAUAUUAUUUAUGCAACAGAAGACAGUAUAAUCAGACUCAAACCUUCCAGGAAAGUGUGUAUUGAUGAUAAAUUGUUUUCGAAAAGUGUAGAUGAAGUAUCCGCCAGCUUUCACACUUAGAAACAAUUAAUUUGUAAUGAUAUCUUUGUUAUAACUUUUGUUUAUUCCUUUGUUAGCUUCAUACAUGCAAUUUAUUAUAAUGUAACUAAAUAACUUUAAAUAUUGAAACGUCAAAAGUGAGUUAGCACUAUUAAUGUUUUACCUACUUUAAGAAAACUUGACUAAAAUGCUUGUUUCUAAUAAUUCCUAACGAAUGUACAAAAUUAUAAGACUCGUCUGUAAAAUUAAAUUUUGUUACAAAAA
Molecule: messenger RNA, 1226 nt
Organism: Helicoverpa zea (corn earworm)
Lineage: Eukaryota; Metazoa; Arthropoda; Insecta; Lepidoptera; Noctuidae
Product: ommochrome-binding protein-like
Exons: 2
Coding region: 108-983 (291 amino acids)
Molecular function (GO): protein binding
Source: RefSeq, a predicted model, not a curated record